CUGUUUCUCGUGUCAGAUGUCUUCAGGGCACCCGGUGGUCGGAGGCGGAGCUGCAGGGAAAGCAACGUCGUCUCCCGUCGUGGCAGGAAACAGGAACUGGGACGGACCCGGCCGGAUGGACCAGAUCAACGUGGUGAGAGUGGACGACACUCACAUUGCAGAGGAGCAGUCUGACGUCGGGGGAAAGGUUAAAGGCGAAGCAGCGGAUUACUACGAGGUGGAAUACUCGAUACCGGCAGAGGACGUGGAGGAGGAGGAGGAGGAGGAGGACAGCGUUUAUGUUAUUGAAUAUUCAAAUCCAGAGGAGGAGGGGGACAGUUACCAGUUCACCAUGUCUGUAGAUAGAUCGCUCUCGGCUAAACGGCCGCUCAGACCUCCGGUGACGUCCAAAACUCCCACGCCAUCCAGGCUGAGGCAGGCGGUGAAGAGGAAGAUGAGAACAGACGAGGGGGUGAAAGAGGAGGGAACCCUGAGCAAUAAGAGCGUGUUAGAGCUCGGAGAGAGCUACAGCGACCUGAUGGAGUCGGGUAAAGAACAGCUGGUGUGCACACUGUGCCCACCGCCCGCAAAAUUCUUCAAGAGAGCGUCAGGUCUGGCUGUUCAUUUAAAAAAAACGCACCUGAUGGAGGGGAAGAAGAUGUACUUCUGCACGUCCUGCAAGCAAACGCUUCGCUCUCAGAUCGAGUUUGAUGCCCACACGCGGCGCCACGCCAACCAGGGCGCCGUCUUCACCUGCGUCCUCUGCCCGGCAGAGACGACGAGGUACAAAGGGUCCAAGUUGGGCCUGAAGAGACACCUGAAGAAGGAGCAUCCGGGCGUCGUCCCUCGCUGCAACAUCUGUAACAGAGGCUUCAAGACAAUCAUGACGUACCUGGACGAUCAGUUCAGGCACGUGGGAGUGUCGCCCUUCUACUGCGCCCAGUGUCAGAUCUAUGAAAUGACCGAGAGGGGUCUGAGCGUGCACAACAGAAACCACGACAAGAAGAAGCAGCAGCUGCAGGAGACGACUGACAAACACCUGCCGGCGCUCGAGGACUUCACCAACACAGAUAACUCGGCGACAGACGACUCUGACUUCUGACGCUGCAGAUUCCACGUUUACUUCUGUCAGUGUUUCACCAGCUCGGUGACUUCCUGUUUGUCAGAGUGACGUCUGACACAAGUUUGAAAUGAGGAACAUGUGGGGAACGUUGAGGCGAGGGGCGGAGCCUGUAGAGCAGCAGGAGGCGGGACAUGACGUCUAAACUCUGAUCAGUGUUGUUGUUUGUUGUUUUCAGCUCGUCCACACGGCGUCAGCCCUCAUCACCAAAACAUCUGGAACCUCCUCGUCUUUCCACGUGGACGUCUUCUACGUCUCCGGCUCCUCUUCUUCAUCCUGAGACAUUUGUGUUCUUCAGUCUCACGUCCGUCACGUGUUAGAAACCUCGGAGACACGCCCACUCGCUCACUGAGAAGGUUUUCUCACAUCAUAGACUUGUUUUCUGAGUUCAAACAUUUUGAUUUCACUUGUAUUAAAAACACUACAAUCUUAUAUCUUUGGUAAACGCAGUAAAAAGUAUAAGAAUCAAAUCACCAGGUUGUUUUUUAACAUUGAUUUUAAACACCUUGUGUUUCAUGUUGGCAUUAUGUUUUUUUUAAAUGUCAUUAAAGGGAAAAACCACUGACAGAAUGACCUGAAUCCCUGAAUGACUUGUUACACUCGUUUGUUUUCUGAUUGUCGCACACGUAUGGUUUUUUAUGGAUGAGAGUCUGGAACCAGGAAUCUAUUUCAUUAUGAACCUGUUGGUUAUCGUCUAAUUGCUUCGUGUGUGAAAUGUCUGAAAACUGUUUCUCAGAGUCAAGGCUGACGUCUUUUAAAAGAAGACAGACGGUGACACAGUCCUCUCGUUCAAAUUCAUACAAACCUUGAAUCCAAGUCUUCCGUCAGGUCCUCGGGUGCGUCUGAAGUUACGUCUUCAGGCGUCUCCACAGAUGUACAGUGUACACGUGGUUCUCGUGUUUGGAGACUUGUCCUGAACACAUUUUCUUGGAUGGAAGCUUCAGGAUGAAGUUCAGCUUCACAGAUCCUGACUCAUCGUGCUCCUGGGACUCUCACACCCUGAGAAACAUUUAUAACCUUUCACAGGUCAAAACACAGACUUCCUGUUAGUUUCCGUGCUGACGUGUGACAUGUCCUUAAAUACACUGGUGUGGUCCAAUCACUUCAAUCCACCGCAGGUGGAAU
Messenger RNA from Paralichthys olivaceus (Japanese flounder), 2224 nucleotides. The record is from RefSeq and is a predicted model, not a curated record. NCBI's taxonomy places the organism in Eukaryota, Metazoa, Chordata, Actinopteri, Pleuronectiformes, Paralichthyidae.